AUGGAAACCGUCAAGAACACAGUCAGCCACCUCCUGGGCGGCAACAAGGAAAGCUCAACGGAGGAGAACAGCCACCAUCACCUUCCCGGCCAUCACAAGCAGCCCGACGACCAAACCGCAAGCACAUCUACCCCUAGCAGCCACGAGACCGGCCACGGGAAUGGCCACGGGCAUGCCUCUCCCGCCGAUGUCCCCUCCAAGCCCGCCUCGGCCGGCAACAGCGGCAACAACGACCAACAAGCCCAACCCCCCGCCGACGGCGGUGAUCGAAUCCAAUCCCCUGAUCAAGGACCCGACCCGGCCUUAGUCGGCGAGGCCAACCCGACCGAAAAACUCAGCGGCACUGGCGCACCGGGCAGCCAUAGUGCCCUGUUUGGCCUGACGCCCGAUGGGAAGAAAAAUGCCGAAGCGUCAAAGGGGAGCGGCGCCCCGCAGGCCGCUCACAGCGAGAAGACCGCCGUCGGUGGCGGCAAACCCGCCGAAGGAGGUGAUACCAGCUCCCGCGCACCCACGGGCAACGCGCAGGUCAGCGAGCAGUUGCAGACGUCUGAAGCGGCUCCCGGGCAGAAGGGCGGCCAGAGAACGGACCCUGUGCCGUUGCCUGCCGAGGGUGGUACCAAGCCGGGCGCUGGUGCUACCGGGUUGCAGCAGGGUGGCGGUGAUGUUUGA
This is a messenger RNA of Cladophialophora carrionii CBS 160.54, 669 nucleotides long. RefSeq lists its product as uncharacterized. Bases 1 to 669 code for a protein of 222 amino acids. The record is from RefSeq and is a predicted model, not a curated record. NCBI's taxonomy places the organism in Eukaryota, Fungi, Ascomycota, Eurotiomycetes, Chaetothyriales, Herpotrichiellaceae. The transcript is spliced from 3 exons.